Molecule: messenger RNA, 954 nt
Organism: Suillus bovinus
Lineage: Eukaryota; Fungi; Basidiomycota; Agaricomycetes; Boletales; Suillaceae
Exons: 3
Coding region: 37-504 (155 amino acids)
Source: RefSeq, a predicted model, not a curated record
AUACAAUUGGUCGACCCGCUUUCUAGACCUUCUACCAUGGAUGUCUCGUACAGUUCGUCUCCAGUCCAAGUCAUUGAGAUCAUGUCGGCCGAUACUGAAGACACAUCUAUCGAGUGUCCUCGAACACCUGAACCAGUCCAGCGUCCACCACCAGAGUCGAGCAAUGGCCAGAACCAGCAACCUUCGCUACAAGAAAUCCUUCAAAUGACAUCUACCACAGUCAACUUCAUAUCAGCGAUCACAACACUCUUCCACGAGAGAGGGGAGCAGAAUUCUAGCUUCCGAGAAGAGCACAGAAGAAAAGUCCUCUUCACCGCGAUGAAUGCAUACGCCUGGGCGAGCGCGAGGAUUGCGCACGAACACACAAUCGCACGAGACACGCUACAAGCCGAGAUUCAGAAACUUUUAGAAGACGAAAAGAAUCAAGAUCGUAUACGCGCGCGUUUGUCGGAGAUGUUUGAGGCCAUCAACAACACUGUCGCCAGCUUGACGGGCCUCGGUUGAGACGGGACCUCGUCGUCUGAUAUGGUGCGCUUCCUGUGUCCAUCACGUUAAGUACCUUGUCAACGGCUCUGCUCAAUUCGAACUUGUUUUGUUGUAUUGUUUUUGAAGGGUUCCACUUGAUGGACUAAUAUAUUAAUCUGAUGAUAUCCAUGCAGCCCUGCAGUGCUGCUAAUGGCUCAGCUGAUCAAAACCGCUCUAUUUGAUAUCUCGCAGCGGCAAUGUUCUGGUAGCACUACUACCCCCGCUGUGAAGUCUGUUUGGAUCCAUAAUCAAGCCGCUCUUGCCGCUUCAGCUUGAUCAAUGAUUGAAAACUUCUACUGCCAUCGCAUCGCGCAAAGCACAUAUUAUUGUGAAUGACUAUGCUCAGAGGAGAAAUAGCACGAUGUCCACUAUACUGGGUCAUGAUUACAUAAUAUCCUGUUACCGAAUAAUUCUUCUCAACAUUGCCAC